Molecule: messenger RNA, 2221 nt
Organism: Saccostrea echinata
Lineage: Eukaryota; Metazoa; Mollusca; Bivalvia; Ostreida; Ostreidae
Product: 1-acyl-sn-glycerol-3-phosphate acyltransferase delta-like
Exons: 9
Coding region: 49-1233 (394 amino acids)
Cellular component (GO): endomembrane system
Molecular function (GO): 1-acylglycerol-3-phosphate O-acyltransferase activity
Source: RefSeq, a predicted model, not a curated record
CCAAUAUCCAAAGUCCAAAAAUCACUGCCAUUUGCCAAACUAGACUGAAUGAUGGGGAACUGGAAGAGUUGGCCUAUCUGGUUCCUGCUGUUUGCCUAUAUAUUCUUUGUCAGCACACUUAUCCUGAACUUUAUCCAGCUUUUGACCCUUGUGAUAUGGCCAUUUGACAAAACCCUCUUUAGGAAAAUCAACUACUAUUUGGCGUAUGCCUCAUGGUGUCAGUUUACAAGUGUUGGACAGUGGUGGGCUGGUUGUGAAUGUGUGUUACACAUGGACCCAGAGGAAAGAAAACAUCUUGGUCGUGAACACAUUAUGGUCAUCAUGAACCACAAAUACGAAAUAGACUGGCUGAUGGCUUGGAUAUUAUCAGAAAGAUUAAGAAUGCUGGGGGCGACAAAGAUCUAUGGAAAGAAAGUCCUACAGUUCAUUCCUCUGAUUGGCUGGGCGUGGUGGUUCACGGAGUCACUGUUCCUGAAGAGAGACUGGACUAAGGAUAAACAGAUAAUCCAAGAGGGAGUCCGGACAGCCAUGGAAUAUCCGAACAACUACUGGGUCACGCUGCUGCUGUUCCCAGAGGGAACAAGGCUAACUCCACAGAAACUAGAAAACAGUCAAAUUGUUGCCAAAGAAAAAGGAUACCCAAUAAUGAAACACCAUCUUCUGCCAAGACCCAAGGGUUUUGCCUACUCUAUACAGGAACUUAAAGGAAAAUUAAAUGCGGUAUACGAUGCUACUGUGGUGUUUGAUGAAGGUUACCCGUCUCUAAUGGACGUGCUAGAAGGGAAGAAGAUCAUGAGUAGAAUCCGAGCCAGGCGACAUGAGGUAAAAGACCUUCCAGACUCAGAGGAAGAACUGUCCGAGUGGUUAAGGAAUUUAUUUAAAGAAAAGGAUGAAGUAGUGGAAAAGUUUUAUCAAACCAAAGAGCUGGAUCGACCAGGAUUCUUAAUACCAAAACGUUAUAAUGACCUAGUUGUUCAUUUAUUCUGGAUCAUUGUGACACUUGUGCCAUUAUUCUUUUACCUAGUCAAUGUACUCUUCUAUGGAAGUCUUCUUCAUAAAAUUACUGUAGUCUUAGUAUUUGUUUCAGUAAAUUUACUUGCUAAAUUCAUGAUUGGAUUUACUCAGCUGGAGAAGGGGUCGUCUUACGGAAAACAGAUAACCAAACGGAAUAGAGAUUCAGAGAAAGAAAUGUCAUAUAAUAAAGACAUUGCCAAAGAGAAAAAAACAUCUUAAUAUUCACACAUAUACUAGUUACAAACUAAAGGUAUUAUUAAUUUUAAAAUAUUUUGGCUUUUUAUGUCAUGUUAUUUAAGGUGAAAAAAUCAGUAUUUAUUGUGUUGUUCCUCAUAAUUAUUACCCCCUAUCUUUACCAAACAUGUUUUUAACUACUAUCAUUGACAUUUAAUUAACAUUAAUGUCAUGGCUUAGUUAGAUAUUUCCUUACAAAAUGUCAGCAUAUUUCAUUGUGUGUCAGUGUUUUUUCCCCUUAUCAUGUGUCAGUGUUUUUCACCUUAUCACCUUGAUUAAUCAAAAGUAGUGUUUUAGUUACUUUACAAUAUUUUAUCAUUCCAUUUUAUUUUCAAGUUAAUAAUCCAUGAUGGUUUACAUAUUAUUCCAUCAUAAAAUUAAGUCCUAAUUAUAAUUACACAGACCAAAUUGUCUUUAAGCUUUAUUUUAUUUUUAGUGUUUAUAACUAGAUAUUUUCGAUUUUUUAGAGUACCCCUCAGAACUGUGAACAAAAACUAUUAUUGUGAGUCAGGUCUGACUAUAUAUAAUUGAGGCCUAUGUAUUUUCAAGUCAUUUUCAGCUAAUAAGAAUGAUAUCAUGGUGUUUAUAAAUGUGUGUAUAUUAUGGAGACAUUGUGAUGUAAACUGUAAAUACUACUGUAAAAGAACUUAUUUUCCUGUAGGCUUAUUUUUUGUUGUUUUACAAGUGAUCAAAGAAUUCCUGUCCUCCAAAAAGUGUUAAAAUUAGAAAAUACAGUACCUGACUGUUUAUUUAACAACACUUUACCCCAAAAUCAAAGAAUGAUUUUUUUCUUCAGAAUUUGAUCCCAUAAAAAUAAUGGAUUUUAAAUGAAAUGAAGAGAAAUAACAUACAUGUAUAUGCCCAUUGCGAAACAGAACUACAUGUAUUUGAUUUAUCAGCAUUUGAAAUACAAGACAUAAAUUUACCAAACUUCAGGCACUUUCCUUUUAAAUAAAUAUAGUUUUAAUAUUUA